CUCAAGGUACCGGACAAGCGUCGAGUGAUCUUUCUUUCACAUCUCUCUACUCGAAUCCGGACUGUCUUUUCCUUCGUCCCUCCUACGCCAGAGUAACUUCCUUGUCCGCCAUGCGCUCUUCGGUGUUCCUUUGCUCUGCUUCGGUCGCUGUUGUUUGGUCGGCAUCGGCCCUCGCGACCUCGUCAGCACUUUCGUUGGUGCGUCCGUUUGAUGUUCGAGGGGGUGCUACGUCUCACGUCUCUACCAACAGCAACAACAAAACGAGCAAGAAUAAACUUGCGAGGGACCAAGUAACGUCUCAAAAGAUCGGAUCCAGUCCCGCUCGCAGUAGCAUAAAUAGCAAGAGUGCCCUGUUGGUGUCGCCCCCCGCCGUCGGCGAUCUGCGUGGAGGUGACGCUUCAAAGGGAGGUACCGCCUCCAUUCCCAAUGAAGUCUUCAAUCUCGUAAAGUCCAUUGUCGGUGCCGGUGUUCUCAGCUUACCAUAUGGUGUAGCCGUCUUUGGCAACGCACCUUCGGCGCUCAUCCCAGCGUUGGCCCUCGUUGCUCUCAUGGGUAGUCUCAGUGCGUACACCUUUGGUCUCAUUGGCCGUGUAUGCCAACGCACUAACACCAGCUCAUACGCAGCUGCAUGGGACAAGACGGUUGGAACUUCGUCCUCGUGGCUGAUCGCAUUCUCAUGCUUCAUCGACUGCUUUGCUGGAAAUCUGUCUUACUCCAUGAUUCUCGCCGACACUUUCGUCAACCUGCUGGCCUCAGCCGGAGUUGCCGUCACCCGUACACAGUCGCUUCUCGGUGUCACGGGCGCGGUUCUUUUGCCCCUCUGUUUGCUCAAAAAUCUGUCCAGUUUGGCACCCUUUUCCCUCGUCGGCAUUAUCGGCAUGCUUUACACUACUCUAGCCAUGGGAUUCCGAUAUUUUGGUGGCACCUACGCCCCCGAAGGCAUCUACUACACCACACAACUCGCCACCCCCAUCUUCGGGACGGCGGGAGCGGCUGCUGCGCUGACCCCUAAAGCACUCAUCCUCGCUUGCAUGCUCUCCAACGCCUUUAUCGCACACUUUUUGGCCCCCAAUUUGCUUGCAGAUCUAAAGAACAAUACAAUGCGCCGCUUCCACACCAUGAUUGCUUGGAGUUUUGGAACUGCUGUGGCUAUAUACGGAGCCAUAACGGCUUUUGGCUUUUUGACGUUCGGUGCCGCAUCGAACGGGCUCAUUUUGAAUAACUACGCCGCCACGGAUGUCGUUGCCAGCCUCAGUCGAAUCGCCGUGGCUGUUUCCAUUACCUGCUCGUAUCCGCUCUUGUUUGUCGGAACCCGGGACGGUAUUCUCGAUUUGUUCAAGGUGGACGAAAGCAAACGCUCUCAGGCAGGCCUUCUCAACAAGGUUACUCUGGCCUUGUUGGGUGUUGUGACAGUGGCCGCUUCGCAAUUGACCGAUCUGGGUUUGGUGGCUAGUGUUGGUGGCGCCACCUUUGGUACUGCCUUGGUAUUUGUUUAUCCCGUCAUUAUGUUUCUGAAAUCUCAAACCAAGCGUACCAAGGAAACCUUACCGGCCGCCACCAUUGGCGUUCUUGGGGUCGCCAUGGGUGCCAUUGGCACUGUGCUAAGCUUACGGGGAGCCGAGCUCUAA
Phaeodactylum tricornutum CCAP 1055/1 is the source of this 1628-nucleotide messenger RNA. RefSeq lists its product with no specific name. NCBI's taxonomy places the organism in Eukaryota, Bacillariophyta, Bacillariophyceae, Surirellales, Neidiaceae. Gene Ontology annotation, biological process: amino acid transmembrane transport. The record is from RefSeq and is a predicted model, not a curated record. Gene Ontology annotation, molecular function: amino acid transmembrane transporter activity. The transcript has a single exon. Bases 111 to 1628 code for a protein of 505 amino acids.